GUUCUCAGUUUGUCGCUGCAUUUACCGCUAUUGGCUUUGUUGUUUGACGUGAACAGAUCGUUUUUCUUCAAUGUCGUGGUUCAUACUCUUGUUGUUUCUAAUCGUACUUCGUCCUGUAUGUUCGUUAUGGACCUUUUUUUCUUCAAUGUCGUGGUUCUUCAUGCAACAUUAUUGUUUGGUUCACGAGGCACAGGUAAUUGAUAGGUGUUAUCUGGAGAUGUUUGAGAUUUAGUGUAGGACUUAUUUUGAAUGCUCUCUGCGACGAGAGGUUUGUCUCUGCCGACUUAUUAUUAUUUAUUGAGUUGUUGAAAUAUAACAAUGAAAAGAAUUUCUGUUGAUCGGAAUUGAUAUCCUCUGUUGAUGACCACUCUCUUGGCGAUAUGAAGUACGGGUGUGCGGAGACCGUGGAGUGUUUAUUUGUGAAGGCAAUCUAGAGUACAUUCUGAGUGCAACAUGUUUGCGUGGUUGUUUGCGCGCACGGCUUUUAGAUCAGCAACCUUAAUGGUUGAUGUUUCAUAUUGCUUGGUAGUUUAUUAUUUGCGGAUGUGAAUUUUCUUAGUGCUAAUUGACUGUGAGAGAAGUGUUGUAUUCGACCCAGAAUGAUCAUGCAUUUUACUCCUCUUUUACAAAGUUGAGUCUGAUUGAGGUUUUUGGAGUUUUAAAAGUGACAAGUACCGGAGUAAACGUCAUCGACUGGUGCAACUAUAAAUUGUUUUAGGUUAUACGGUAGCCAUGGAUACUGCUGCCGGCCGUCCAAAAGAUGAUGUUUCUUUGCCGAAAGAUGGUGGCUUACAUACAUUCAUCCACUUACGUGCAGCUACCAUGACAAAAAUUAUCAAAGAGAUGUUGCCCCCUGAUGUUCGGGUUGCCAAAGAUGCACAAGAUUUGUUAGUGGAAUGUUGUGUUGAAUUCAUCAAUUUGAUCUCUUCCGAGUCAAAUGAGAUCUGCAGCAAGGAGGAGAAGCGCACGAUAGCACCAGAGCAUGUCCUGAGAGCACUUGAGAUUCUAGGUUUUGGAGAGUACAUGGGGGAAGUGCAAGGUGCCUUCGAGCAGCACAAGAAUGAAACCCUGGAAUCCCCAAAGGUUGGAGGAAGAUGGGCAAAAGAAGGAGGAGGGGGCAUGACAGAAGAAGAGGCAAUAGCUGCUCAACAAAGAAUGUUUGCGGAAGCACGUGCCCGCAUGAACAGUGCUGGAGCUCCAGCACCCUCUGCACAGGCCAAUGACUCCAGCUAGGAUUGCCUCAUUGAACAGAAGCAUUCUCCUUGUACAAUGAGGUUCCCUCACACCUGUUUCUGAUAUUGGUGAAGUAGUUAAUUUGUGAUCGAUGCCCAAUCCUCGAUCUGUAAAGAGUCAAAACAUGAAGCAUGUGAAAUUUCAUACCCAAAUACGGAAUUGUAUUUUGCCUUCAGAGGCCGUUGAUUACUAACACUGCUUAGUUUCUCUCUCAUCGAGCUGUUGGUACGCAGUUAAGUGGCCCAAAUUUAGCAAACUGUCACAAUGUUGGUAAGCUAUUCACUGUACAAUAUUGUCCACAUUGAGAUGGUAGUCAAUUUUUGCUUUUGACUAAAUCUAAUCAAUGUUAAAUAACUUGGAGUGCUUUUUUCUUGUC
This is a messenger RNA of Physcomitrium patens, 1609 nucleotides long. Its product is annotated as protein Dr1 homolog. Gene Ontology annotation, molecular function: protein heterodimerization activity. Lineage: Eukaryota; Viridiplantae; Streptophyta; Bryopsida; Funariales; Funariaceae. The record is from RefSeq and is a predicted model, not a curated record.